Onychostoma macrolepis is the source of this 8724-nucleotide messenger RNA. It is a transcript of the gene sdk1b, whose product is annotated as sidekick cell adhesion molecule 1b. Bases 745 to 7629 code for a protein of 2294 amino acids. The record is from RefSeq and is a predicted model, not a curated record. Gene Ontology annotation, biological process: cell-cell adhesion. The transcript has 47 exons. Gene Ontology annotation, molecular function: protein binding. NCBI's taxonomy places the organism in Eukaryota, Metazoa, Chordata, Actinopteri, Cypriniformes, Cyprinidae.
GCGGAGCGGGUGGGACGCUGUCUUCAACUUCAAAUUCAGCCCAGUACAAAUGAUUAUUUCAGAGAAGAGAAACUCGAGUCGCUCAUUCAAAGCCUUUUAAAGAAGUGGCAGUUUUACUUGUGUCCGACUAAACUUUGAAUUGCCUGAUAGGAGCUUUGUUGUAAGUUUCUUUUAAUCUUCGGUCCGGGCAGCAGGUGUUCGGUGACCGCCACAGAGCUCAGUUCUCUUCGUUUGAUGAAUUCAUUCAGCCAAACCACACUGCAAGAACGUUAGGUGAGGACUUUCAUUUAACUUUACGAAGAUAAUAUUUACAUAGAUUCACUGCAAAACCGAACUUUAAGGAUUAACUGCUGGAACAGAGCUUAACCGUUGAUGAAGGUGUUUUUUCGUUUACGAGGAAUUUAUACGGGACGUUCUUGGUUCUUUUUGCGUCUUGGUUAACCUGUUGGAUACAAGAAGUCUUAUGUGUAACCUUACACUUAACUAGAAUAAUAAAGCAAUAUUUCCCGCGGACUGCUCCAAACGGAUAAAGGCACAUCUAAUGAGCACCGAUAUGGAUUGUAAGGGAUUCUUCAAGAGUCGCUGAAUGCCGUGGAAAUGCUCGAAAUGAUCGGGUAGAUAAUCCGACUGCAAAUACGUCAAAACAACGUGGCUUUACAGGAGAUAUUGGCGCUCUAAGCGGAUCAAUUAAAUCCGGUACACUCAAACGUAUUAAUACUUAACUGGAAUCAAUACUGAAACAUCAUGAGCCGUCUCGGGACACAGAAGAGCGGCUCGCGAUUAGUGAAGGGAUGUUCGCGGAGCAUGUCGUUAAUUUUGGAGCAGCGUACGGAGACUUGGUCCUUUAGGUUUGAAGGUCUCGUUUUUUUCAGUGCUAAAUGCGCGGACGAGGGUGAGAGCUUCCCAAAAGCCGUGAGACAUGAAAGUAAAGCGACCGGGAAAGUCGCGGAUUCGGAGCUCAACUCUCCCGCGUGUGGGAUGAAUGAGAAUCGCCUCGUAAAUGCGGCGAAGCGGAGCGCGCACUUUAGGCUUUUCUCACAAACCUCCACAUCUGCCAAGGUUAUAGAUUCCAGUUUUAGCGGGGGUCAGAGCCCAUUUACCAAGGGCAAAGUUAAAGGGAUUAUUCACCGCCAAGGAAAUACACAGAAGGUGAUGACCGGGAAAGCGAAGUGCGGGAUGUGGGGUUGGAUUUUUGCCCUUGUGUUCCUCUGGAAUACCCACAUGUUGCGCGCUCAAGACACGGCUCCGUACUUUAAAACAGAGGCAGGGGGUGCACAGACACACCUGGAGGGGAACAGACUCGUGCUCACCUGUCUGGCUGAGGGCAGCUGGCCGCUGGAGUUCAAAUGGAUGAGAAACAGCACAGAUAUCACUGAAUACACACCAGAGUACAGGUACACGAUUACGUCGUUAAAGCGUGAGGACGCGGGUGUAUAUCAGUGCGCAGUGAGGAACAGGAUGGGAGCGCUGAUCCAGACGAGGGCCGAUGUUCGUGUGGCUUACAUGGAUCACUUUGCUGAACUGGAACAGAGGAAAACGGUCUCUCAGGGAAGAGCUGCUGUCCUGAAUCCUCCCGCUGUGACCAGUUACCCUCGCCCUCAGGUCACAUGGUUCAGAGACGGCUUCAAGAUCAUUCCUAACCAUCGAGUAGCAAUAACAUUGGACAAUCAGCUUGUGGUUUUGGGGACGGCGGCAGCAGACGCGGGUCGGUAUUAUGUACAGGCUGUUAACGAACGUAAUGGGGAAAACAAAACCAGCCCUUCCAUUUACCUGAGUAUAGCAAUAAACAAGAGGAAUCGUGGUUCCCUUGACGUUAUUGCCCCGGCUGAAUUGGUUGCCUCGGUGAUAGUGAUUGCACCUAAGAACACAUCAGUGGUUGCCGGGGCGAGUGAGGCUACUCUUGAGUGCGUUGCUAAUGCGAGAUCUCUUGACAGGCUGCAGGUGUUCUGGAAGCGUAAUGGGGUGAGACUAACAGCAGGAAUGGACUCGUUCGGACGCAGGCUGGUCAUCAGUAACCCCACCUCAGCGGACGUGGGUCUGUACGUGUGUGAGGCUGCGCUCAGAAACAGCAGUCAAAAGAGCACAGAGGCCAAAGCGUACCUCUCCGUGCUGGAGCCUCCAUACUUCACGUCAAAACCAAAAAGGUCUGUGAUAACAGAAGUUGAGAAAACCGUGGAGCUUCACUGUCAGGCCAAAGGGGUUCCCACACCAAAGCUGGAAUGGUUCAAAGAUGCCAUCCCCCUCUCCACACUGAACAACCCUCGAUAUAAGCUCACCUCCUCAAUGGUUCUGCAAGUACGGAGAAUUCAGCUGGAGGAUGCUGGAAUUUUCCAGUGCUUCGCUGAAAACACAGCCGGAGAAAUCCAGGCAUAUACCAACUUGGUCGUCACAAGCGUAUCGCCAUCUUUCACCACGCCCCCUUCUGACAUCACUGUGACUGAUGGAACGUCAGCUGUCUUUACCUGUGAGACAUCCGGUGCACCCAAACCUGCCAUUGUUUGGAGGAAAGGUUCUCAGGUGUUAGCGAGCGGAUCGGUGCAGAUGCCUCGUUUCACUCUGCUGGAGUCCGGAGGCUUACAGAUACUCCCCAUAAUGCCGAGUGAUGCUGGAAACUAUACGUGCUUGGCAUCUAACGCUGAGGGACUGGUCAAUGCAACCGUGGCCCUGACAGUCUUGAGUCGAACCUUCAUUUCAACACCCCCUGAGGAUCAGCGUGUCAUCAAGGGAACUACCGCUGUGCUGAACUGCGCCGCAACCCACGACCCCAGAGUCACUGUCAGAUAUGCAUGGAAGAAAGGAACCAAGCCUCUGAGCGUGUCGACUGGUGGGCGAGUGUCAAUGAAGGAAGGUUCGCUCCACAUCAGCCAGACGUGGUCCGGAGACAUCGGAGACUACACCUGCAGGGUCAUCUCACCUGCUGGAAACGACUCGAAAACCGCCCGACUGGAAGUCAUAGAACUUCCCCAUUCUCCACGUAACCUUCAGGUGGCUCUGAAUGAGACAGACAGCAGAACAGUUCUUCUGUCAUGGGUUCGGCCCUUUGACGGGAACAGUCCUCUCCUGCGUUACAUCAUUGAGCUCUCUGAGAACAAUUCUCCAUGGAAGGUCUACAUGGAUGAUGUUAGUCCAGCACUAACUAGUUUGCUAGUAAUUGGUCUAACGCCAGCGAGAACGUACCAGUUCAGAGUGUGUGCUGUCAAUCAGGUGGGACGUGGACAGUACAGCUCUGAGACCAACAGGCUGAUGCUGCGUGAGGAACCACCCAGCGCACCUCCAAAAAACAUUGUGGCUAGUGGUCGUACUAACCAGAGCAUCAUGGUCCAAUGGCAGCCACCCCCUGAACCACAGCUCAAUGGAGUCCUGAAGGGCUAUGUGCUCAGGUACAGAUUGGCAGGUCUGCCUGGUGAGUUUCAGCUGAAGAACAUCACCAGUGCAGAGAUUAAUUACUGUCUGAUUGGAGAGCUCAUCAUCUGGACGCAGUAUGAGAUCCAAGUGGCUGCCUACACUGGAGCGGGCCUGGGGGUGUACAGCCAGUCUGUUACUGAGUACACGCUGCAAGGAGUCCCCACAGCGCCCCCUCAAGAUGUGGAUGCUGUUGCUCUCAACUCCACCACCAUCAAAUUUACCUGGACACCACCACCUCAGCAGUUCAUCAACGGCAUCAACCAGGGAUACAAGCUGCUGGUGUGGCCCGAACACUGUCCGGAAUGCAUUACCAUGAUGACCAUUGCCCCUGAGUUCCACGGGUCACGUCACUAUGGUUACGUUAGCAAUUUAAGAAAGUUCACAUGGUAUGAGACGGCAGUACUGUGCUUUACCACGCCUGGCGAUGGACCAGCUAGCACACCACAGCUGAUCCAGACGCAUGCUGACAAACCGGGCCCAGUGACUCAACUGAGCUUUACUGAGAUCUUGGACACAUCUCUGAGGAUCGGCUGGCAGGAACCGGAAGACAAGAACGGCAUUAUCACAGGUUACAUCUUGUCUUGGGAGGAGGCCGGUCAGAACAAAACCCGUGUAUCUCAGGCUCUGUCCAAUUCUACGCUGACAUACAAAGUGACCGGGCUCACUUCGCUCACCACAUACACACUGCAGGUGGCGGCGUUGACACAGGCCGGCACCGGUGCUGCCACCUCGUCGACCAUCUCGACAGGACUGCCGCCAGAGCUUCCUGGUGCACCCUCCAAUCUGGUCAUCUCCAACAUCAGUCCUCGCUCUGCCACCAUAAAGUUCCACCCCGGCAGUGACGGAAAAACCGCCAUCUCCAAAUGGAUCGUAGAAGGACAGGUGGGGACUGUGGGUGAGGACGAGGAAUGGAAGGUUCUGUACGAGAUGGACAGUCCUCCAGCGUCAGACACUCUGGAGAUUCCCAAUCUCAUCCCAUUUACUCAGUACAGGUUCAGGAUGAAGCAGAUGAACAUUGUGGGUUCGAGUCCCUUCAGUCAGCCUUCUCGUAUGAUGCAGACCCUGCAGUCCAGUCCAGAUGUGGCCCCGACCAAUCUCAUAGUGUUUUCUGCUAGUGAAACCAGCCUGAGGAUUCGCUGGGAGCCGCUUCCAGAGGCAGCUUAUAACGGAAAUCCUGAAAGUGUGGGUUACCGUGUACGUGCACAGAGAGCAGACGGGCUUGGGCAGCUCCGGAUGGAGGCGGUUUCUGAGCGCUUGUCUCGGGAAGCGACGGUGGAGGGACUUGAGGAGUGGACGGAGUACGAGCUCAGCAUUCAGGCCUUUAAUGGCAUCGGGCUUGGACCCUGGAGCAGUCCUGUGCUGGGCAAAACUAAAGAGUCAGUUCCCUCUGGUGCCCCAGAAAAUGUGAGCGCAGAAGCAAUGAGCUCCACCAGUAUAUUGGUCACCUGGGGUUCGGUCCCUGAACACCAGAAGAAUGGACACAUCCUUGGUUACAAGGUAUUGUACAAAGAAAAAGAUUCAGAGCGGGUUCCCCAGGUCCAGCUGGUGAACGGGAACCAGACUCACUUGCUGCUUUUAAAAAACCUUAGCAAGUUCAUCUUGUAUGAGGCUCAGGUGCUCGCAUUUACACGUGUCGGAGAUGGACCACCCAGCCUCCCCCCUGCAGCUGAGAGAACCAAGGAUGAUGUUCCCGGUCCACCUGUCAGGUUGGUGUUUCCAGAGGUGCGUCUCACGUCUGUCAGAGUUGUCUGGCAACCUCCCUCGGAGCCAAACGGCAUCAUUAUGGGUUAUCAAAUUUCUUACCGUUUGGAUAUCAACGACCCCAACAAGUUCACCACGGUUGAGGUGGGAUCCAACGCGCGUCAAUUCACAGUGACAGGACUUAUUCCAGAAUCGGCGUAUGUUUUCCAAAUCACAGCACGCACUCAAAAGGGCUGGGGACCCCCGGAGGAGGCCAUUGUCAUAACGACAGAAAAAAGAGAGCGGCCACAGCCCCCUCGACGACUCACCAUGCCUCAGAAAGGGGUGGAGUCUCAUAAGCUGCGACUUCAUUGGACGGCGGGGGGAGACGGCUCUUCCCCAGUGCGCUACUUCACCCUACAGACAUUAGAGCUGCCAGACGGCGAGUGGAAGACCCACACAUCCUCCAUCGGUCAUAAUAACACCUCCUGGGAGGUGGAUAGGCUGAAGCCAUACACCUCUUUCAAAUUUAGAAUGAUGGCCACAAAUGAUGUGGGAGACAGUGCCUUCAGCAAAGAAACUGAGCCAGUUACCACUCUGCAGGAUGUGCCAGAUGAAGCGCCUGUCAUUUUGAACAUCAAACCUUCAACCACAACAUCUGUGAUUGUCCAGUGGCAGCCACCUGCAGAGGGAACUGUCAAUGGGAUUCUUGUGGGAUACCGCGUGUAUUACCGAGAACUUCCACGUGAAAACAGUCCAGACGAGCCAAAGACAGCAACCAACCAAUCAACAAUCAGUCCUGAGUUCAGAGCUAAGAGCACUUUUAAGACAGUGAGCAGCCCUUCAUUAACAGAAUUUGAAUUAACGCAGCUCAGCAAGUACAGACGAUACACGAUUGUCAUGACAGCAUUUAAUGUUGUUGGAGAGAGCCCUUCAAGUGCACCUGUUGAAGUGUUUGUGGGAGAAGCAGCUCCUUCAGUGGCUCCUCAGAACAUACAGGUGAAAUCUGUGUCCUCCAGUCAGCUGGAUGUAGAGUGGCAACCUCCACCUGUUGAAACACAAAACGGAAAUAUUCAAGGAUACAAGAUCCAUUACUGGGAAAAGAACAGGCAGAAUGAGUCUGAGAAGGAGCUAGUUUUGUUUGUUCCAGAUACAUCCGUGCACCUGAAGAACCUGACAUCCUACACCAACUACCUUGUGCAACUGUCUGCAUUUAACACGGCGGGGGACGGGCCGCUCAGUGCAGCCCGUGAAGGACGCACCCUGCAGGCUGCUCCUGGAGCACCCAGUCACGUGGCGUUUUCAGAGGUGACGGGAAGCUCCCUGAAUGUGUCAUGGGGAGCUCCUCUGCAGCCCAAUGGAGUGGUGGAAGGCUACAGAGUGGUCUAUGAGCCCACCGCACCAGUUCAUGGUGAGCAGGAUAUGAGGAAGAGUGUCAGUAAGACAGUUACAGUGGAGAUCAAGGGGAACUGGCAGCGCUGGCUGAAGGUUCGUGACCUGAUGAGGGGUGUGAUCUAUCGCUUCAAGGUUCAGGCCAGAACUAUUAGUUACGGACCCCAACUGGAAGCCAAUAUCACCGCAGGAGCAGUGGAAGGCUCCCCCGGUUCGCCCUUGCAGACCUCAGUCACAAAGUCUGCAUCAGCUUUGACACUUCAUUGGUCAGAGGGUGCAGAAGGGGCGGGACCUGUCACAGGAUAUGUCAUUGAGGCUCGUCCAUCAGAUGAAGGAUUAUGGGAUACGUUUGUCAAGCAUCUCCCACCUGGCAGCUUCUCGUACACCAUCAGUCUGGACCGCCUACGCUCAGGUGUGGCCUAUGAAUUCCGUGUCAUCGCAGUCAAUCGCUUUGGUUACGGUGAUCCCAGUCCGCCUUCCACUGCGAUGUCUGCUCUGUCUGAAACACCUUUCUAUGAGGAGUGGUGGUUCCUAAUCGUCAUGGCUUUGAUCAGUCUCAUUUUCAUUCUGAUGGUUGUGUUUGGUUUGCUCCUGCUGGGGCAGAAUAAGAAGUACAGGAGCUGUGGAACAGGAAAACACAUUACUACAGUAGAGGAGUCUGUAACUCUUGACAACGGUGGCUUCACGGCUCUAGAGCUGAACAGCAGACAUCUGAACGUGAAGAGCUCUUUCCUAAAGAAGAAUGGAACAAGGUCUCCUCCACGGCCCAGUCCAGGUGGUCUCCACUACUCUGAUGAAGACAUAUGCAACAACUACAACGGGGCUGUUUUAACAGAGAGCACCACCCUCACAGAGAAACCCACUGAGCUGUCAGAGUCAGAGGUCAGCGACAGCGACUACGAAGACGAGCAGCCCAAGCACUCAUUCGUAAAUCACUACAUGAGCGACCCCACCUAUUACAACUCAUGGAAGCGGCAGCCCAAAAGCGUGAAGACCGGAGGAGGGUAUGAGGAAUGUGCCAUGACGGAUGCAGAAGGGGGGUAUUAUCAGACUGUGGUGACCCAGCACAGCGUAGGGGGCGUCUACACCCCCACGGGGCAGCCCGCACCAGGAACACGCACUCCAGUUACUGGCUUUUCCUCAUUUGUCUAAUGAACUGAUGACUUGAAACAAACGAGGAGGCUGGAGACUGGAAGUUGAGCCCUAAAACGGGACGAAUCAAACUGUUGUGCUGGUUAUUACGGCAAAUAAUGCCGUACAAGUUUCUCAUUUCCCCUGAAAUGUGUAUUUUAGGCCUUCUCUCUUCAAGGAAGGGAGGAGAGCAUUGAAGUAUCUUAUUGUUAACGUGUUAAUGAUUUUUGGGUGGAUUUUGCCAGAUUAACCGUGACCCAGAAGAAACGGAGACUUUGCACUGUGAGACUCUUUAGUAAGAGGUGGUAUUAAUUUUAAAGACUCAAAGACCCUCUAAGACGGAUGAAGGAAAUUCCUUUGUUAUGAAUUCCCGUUCCAUAGCAACCUUCCGGGAUUAGUCGUGAUGUGUGGGCAAACACACGCUUGAGUGAUUCACUGAAUCUCGCUCUGAUCUCCAAAACUCUAAUUGAAGUUGAAACAUCAGCGGAAACUUGUACAGUGUGUGGUAGACUGGAACAACAAUGUGUUUUGUGUGUGGUUUAUUUUCAUGUUGGGGACAGGCGGCUUCGUUCUGGACAAAAAGCAGCACUGAAAAUACUGCCUUUGCACACGUAUUGCUCUCUUAAACCAAAAGAGUGAUGCUUUAAGCGGGAAAAGAAAAUGUGUGCUCGCAACAGACCGUUUUCUUAGGUUAGCAAUACUGUAUGUAAAAUAUGCUGUAAGUGUGUAUAUUUUUAGGAUCAAUUUUGUACAAAAAGGAAACAUUUUUACUGUAGAGUAGAUUUGUGCCAAGUCAAUGUAGUUCUUUAGUGAUGCCCACAGCGGAUCAUUUCAGCAAGUCACAUCCACACUGUUUGUUUGACUGGCUUGCAGUGUAUGUACAAUCCAGUCACCCAGAGAGAUGAUAAGAAUUGUCUCUCUAUCCCAAAUAUACACAGAUUUCUCAUCUCCUUCAAUGCUGAACAAAUGUUUAUUUCAGUUUGAAAGAACAUCAGUGCUAAAUUAAAUACAGUACAUGAGAUGGAAAAAGAUGGGUGGUUAAAGAUCUGGGCUGGUAACUAAAAGGUUAUAAUGCUAUAGUGAUACAUUCAAGCACUCCUACACUGUAAAAAGUGA